Molecule: messenger RNA, 588 nt
Organism: Penicillium argentinense
Lineage: Eukaryota; Fungi; Ascomycota; Eurotiomycetes; Eurotiales; Aspergillaceae
Exons: 1
Coding region: 1-588 (195 amino acids)
Source: RefSeq, a predicted model, not a curated record
AUGGAAUGUGCCAGGUCGAACCCGCCCCUGUCGCUGUCAAGCACUGCCGAUGGUGUCCCUAACUCGCAAUGUGAUGGAAACACUCGAACAGAGGAUCACAAUUUCUCUCCCGACGAGGUCGGUACUCACCAGCCUUUUAUGCCACUAGACUUCUCCCUUGUGGGUGGUAUCGAGGCCUCUAACGACCUCAUGAUGUCGGACGUUUUCACAGGAGAAGACUUGGACCAACCGACGAUUCGAGAGUUUUGGAAUUACCUGCACACUUCCAAUAUAGCCACCAUGCAGCCCUUUCCCUUCUCCGAAUACCAGGAACUUGAGACAAUCGGGAUGCACAAUAAUGAGCUGUUUCAAGCAAACUGGGGACAGAUGGAACUGGGCGACAUACCUAACACAUGGAACGAAGCUGAUUUUGAAGUUUUAUGGAACCAUUUGGGUGAGGGGGACAUAUCGACAUAUCCGCUCGGCUGCGAUAACCGGUAUAUUGUUAGCUCGAUGGCAGGUCAUGAAUGCCGCGAUGGGCCGAUGGAGAACGGGCGCUCAGCUUCUUCGCUCCGCAACUCUCCACCGAUUCGACCACAUUCCAUCUGA